CAAAGAAAGGAACAACGCUACAAAAUCGGAGAAUAUAGUGAUAUUUCGCGAUUAAAGACGAGGCAAGAGUUCCUUAUCUAUUACAUUACGUAGGACCGACAUCUUUUGAUAUCGUGUGCAAUAAAGUAGCACCGCUGGAUCCGUUCGAAAAAGAUUACGCAUCGUUAAUACAAACGCUGGGGGAAUUCGUAGUCUCCUUACAAAAAUUAAGUCUACACUGCAAAUUUGGACGCUAUUUAAACACUGUAGUAUCCGCGCUUCUCAUACCCAACAACAAGGAGUCAAACGAAAACACGAAACGUAGGGUACGGGAUUGGUCGCGUAGGUAAAGCGGUCGACUGUGGAUCCGAGGAUCUUGGAUUCGAAUCCCCGUGCCUUAUAUUUCGUUUAGAUUCCUAUAAUACAGCAUUGCGAAAUGAAUUAGUUUUCGGGAUGGCAAGCAAAAAAAUUCGAGCAAGACUGUUAGAAUUAUCGGAUUUAACCUUGGAGAAAGCAAUUCAAGUAGCAACGACAAUGGAGAUGUCGAACAAGGAAACACAACAACUUCAAGGAGAGGCGCAAAAUAUAAAUAUGGUACAAGCUGCGAAACGAAUCAUCAAGCGAGGAAGCCAAGCAGAUAAGUCGUCAAAAUACAAUAAGAACUAUACUUAUUCAAAAAAUAGUAAUGUACAAAAACCCAAUUAUAAACCUAACCCGAUUAAUGUAAAUAGAAAUGCGAACCUUACAUGUUAUUGUUGCGGUAAAAACCAUUUAGCUUCGAAACGUAAUUUAGAUAAAAAUAUUAAAUGUAAUGCUUGUGGCAGGGCAGGACAUCUACAGAAGGUCUGUUUCGGGAAGAGUCACGAGAACAAUCAGUUGGGAGAAGUGUUACAAUUCGAACACAGUCAAUUCCGAAAAAAAUUGGAGACCACACUCCUAGUGAACGACAAGCAUAUAAAAUUUGAAAUAGACAGCGGAGCAACAGUCUCAGUAAUGUCCGAAGAGCUCAAACAUUGAAGCGGUUAGGUAAACAAGUUUGCGAAGAGGAGCAGACUGAAACUGUGUCUGCUGCAACGGCACAUGAAAAAUUACAAAUAGAAGAAGCAAUGGAAAUAGAAUUAGAUGGAAGAGACCUUGUAGAGAAUGAAUGUCAAGAUCGACAAGAAGAAGAAAUAGAAGAUACAAGAAAUGAAACAGAAGAAGAACUUCAUCGGAUAGUAGACGUCGUCAUGCAGACAGAAACUGCCACUGACGAAGAAGAAUAUCUAGUCGUAGAAAAAGAAACGACGAAAUCAGACGAAAAGUUAUGUCGGUCUGACGGGUUCAGCAUUGUUGACAUGCACCACGUCUUCGACCAGAUAAAAUUAAUCGGCGAACAUUCAGAAACGUUUGAAUGUUCAACAAGGCACCUGGAAAUAAAAGGUCUGAAAAGAUCGGGUUUAAAUUCAACCCUUAUUCUAGAAUGCAGGAUGUGCAAUUAUAGAGCCGAAGUGCACAGCCAACCUGAAAAUGCUCAGGUAAUGAAUACAACUGAGAAUGCAGUUGCAGCAAACAUUCAGUGGAGGCGGCUACGCACAAAUGGAGGACUUUUUGACAUCUAUCAAUGCCCCUUGCAUGUCAAAGAAGAAAUAUAGGAAAUGUCACGACCACAUUGUCAAUAAAUUAAUUGCUGCUGCCGAAACAGAAAUGGUAGCAGCGGCAGAAGAAGAAAAUUUUGAAUGCACGAAUCACUUGUUGCGCAACUUCGGCAAUAAGUUAAAAGAAGUUGCGAAGAAGACUCCGCCGAGCUGUUAUAGACAAGCCAUCGAAAAUAAUAUUCGACGCAUGCGUAUGGGAAUUACAAAAGCUGCAGAAUAUAGAUUUAAUGAAAAUACUUCGAUAUUACAGAGACAACAAAAAUUAUACGAAGAUAUUAUGAAUGUAUCCAGCCACGUGUUUGGAGAACAUAAAGACUGCAAAAGAAUUGGAUAUUUCUGCAACGGAACGAUGAAGGAGAAUGAACAAAACAUCGUCCCACAUUUAUUAAACCUGGGAGUUUACCAAAAAAUACAAGAUAUUCUUCGAUCGUUGGCGGCACACGCAGAAAGCUUACUGUACCGAACCAACAAUAAUACGGUAGAAAGUUUUAAUGCCAUCAUUGGCAGAGAAUUCGAAGAAGAAGAAAGAAUUGACAAAUGCCGAAAAAGAAAAGAAGAGCGAGACCAAAAAGAAAAAUUUCCAUGCAAGUAAAGAUAAAGAUUACGGAUCGAAUGCACAGAAGCCAGACAUGGAUGAAUUUAUGUUCGAUCUCCAGAAAGAGAAACAUCUAGAAAUGCUGAACGAAUGGCAAAAUCAAAAAGCAAAAAUUGAGCAGGAAACCAUAGAACAAUGUAAAAGCAGGAAAUGGUUGGCUCACAAGCCAAAACUUUUGACAGCGUCCAACUUCGGUAAAGUUUGCCGCCGACGCAAAGAUACACCGUGUGCCAAGAUGGUACAGUUGCUGUUGUAUCCACGUGUAUUAAACGUUCCUGCCGUAGAAUACGGACGGGAGAAUGAAGAAAUUGCUCGGAGAGAAUCGUCGAAAAAGGAAAACAUUGAAAUAAAAAAAUGUGGUCUUUUCAUCGACGCAUCGAUACCCUAUUUGGGAGCAUCGUCAGAUGGCGUUAUCGGUGAAGACGGCAUUGUAGAAAUAAAAUGUCCGAAAUCCGCAGAUGUUACUCCAGAAGAGACAAUAACAACAAACAAGUCUGUGAAGGCCAUAUUUAUCGACAGUACGGGCAACGCAUUGCGCAAAACACACCCGUACUUCUACCAAGUCCAAGGACAAUUGCACAUAACGGGUAGAAAAUACUGCCUGUUUUGUCUGUGGACCAAGAAAGGAAUUAUGUCCAUUCGUGUUGAAAAGGAUGACGAUUUUUGGAAGCGAGAAAUGGAACCAAAAUUAACACAAUUUUAUCUGAAUUGUAUGCUGCCAGAAAUAGUUUACAGCAGAUAUAACAGAGGCAUGCCAAUACGGGAGCCUCAGAAUAUCAAAAAGUGAAGAUAAGUGCGCAGACUCGCUGAUUCUAUCAGCGAAUGAAUAUAAUAUUAAAAUAUUAUAUUAAAGUUGCAAUUUUCCGACGUCGAGUGCACUUACAAAAGUGUAACCCAGCUGACUCAAUCAGCUGGUGACACAGUGGAGUAGGCCUACAGGGGAUACCACUGACGAAAAAAAAACGCAUCAACAGUAGUACCUCAAGGGUGAUGUGGAAAUCUAUUGUUCCGCGUGUCACCUUACCUUUUAUAUUUUCAGAUUAUAUUAAUUUUCUUUUUUGUUACGUUAUAGCAACGAAUCAUCUGGACUAUUGUUACGAAGUUGACACAAGUGUGAUACCCGGAGACAUAGCGAUCGUUGAGAUGUUGACCGACGACUCGGCGAACGAGCAUCAGCUGGCAAGGUAAGCAGAAGAGAGGAAUUUUAAUUUUUAAAUCUUGAAGUAUACCUUUCAUUUUUUUCCGCAUUUUGAUAAUAUACCUUUUCUUUCUGUUUCAAUAGCAAAUCAUUUGGAAUGUUUAUCUUCGAGAUGAUAAUAGACGACGCGGAGAAAAAGCCGUUUCGAAAACGUUCAACAGCUCACAAGGGAAGGGGUUAAUUCGCCCCCGUAAAGAGGGGCACGUCGAAAAACGCCACUUCUGAAGGGGCCAGGGGUGACGGAAGGGGUUGAAAAAAUAAAAAAAAAACUUUGGGGCGACCCUCCUCGAUGCCCUCUACAAAAUGCACCCCUCAAAAUCCCUCUCGGGCAAAUCCACCCCUCACAACACCCCACCCCCUCCAAAAUCCACAAUUUUUGGACUCCAGUCCCGAAUUUGGGCUCAAUGCAUUCCCUGGAAUCUCCUGAUCCAGGAAAUGCCAACGCCCACGCCGUGCGCCCCAUAGGCACCGCUUAGAGGGAUGGAACAGUUCGCCACUUUUCAACACCCUUCGUAAGGGAGCAUUUCCGCACCUCGAAGGGCGAUGAAAUUCACCAUGUUUAUUCUCGGUACGUUAAGGAUCAAUGUCAUUUAAAGCUCGUUUCGAAAACUGCCCCUGGAGCUGAACAGGGUGGCCCAGAGUUAAGGCUAGUCCACCCACAGGUGUAGGGGUUGGAACGAUGUUUCGUGGCGUGGAACACAUGUGAUACGGUCCAAGGCAUUGGAGUGACACAGUUUUGAUGUCUUUUUCCCGCGUGGAUAGCAUUAAAAUACGAAAAUGUCGUUUUUUUUUUUGGAAAACCCACCCGCGAGUUUAGGCCUGUGUACCAGGUGAACGAGUAACCCCACGUCAACGCCGUUCGUGGAUUCGGACGCGCGAAUGCUUUAUUAAUAGGUCCACAAAAAUUCGGAUAUUUUGAAUCACGCUUUCAUUGUCAAAUCGGAGUAGAUUUGAAAGAGUAUUAAGUGGGCCGGACGGAUCCGGCAUUCAGGAGCGCCUGGAGUUACGCUACCAACUAUUCCUCGUACUUCGCUACGGAUUCUCUCGUGUCCCUCGACUGAAGCGUUUCUCACACGGUCGCGUCGCGCAAACGGUAUUUUCUUGUGUUUAAUCGAGUGUGUUAGAAGAACGCCCUUCCAAAGCGGACGGCUUAAUUCUUGCUAUUUAAUUGAAUGGAAGAGUUCGGUGCGUAGGUGAGAUUGACCUUUUAUUUUAGGCCGAUUACUGAGCGCGUAAACCUCGAAACCAAAGAACGUUGAUUUAUUACCGUAAAUUCUCGGAAAUCGACGUAUCGUGUAUAGUACAUAAUAAAAAUAUGUAAAAAAAUAAAUCUUACCACUACAUUAGGGAGAUUCUCGAACAGGGUGUUCAUUAAAAAAAGACAAUGUACAAAAAAAAUUUCUUUUAUUAAACAUUAACGAAGUAACGGAGGAUAAAUUUCUAAAUUUGGAAAACAAAAUAAAUAAAUUUGUUAAAUUUUGGGCAAACACAGGGUUCAGUAACGUGUGUUUCCCCCUUUAGCUUUUAUCGAGUCAGUUUAUGGGACAAACAACAGCGAAGCUACAGUUUUUGAGAAAGCCAUUUUCUGUUCGUAAUUUAGUCAUAUAUAUCAUAUUCUACAGGGUGAUCUGCUCGCUAGUAGACACAAUGGACAACCACAACAAUAGCCGACCGUCAUUGUAGACUUUAUGACGGGGCACCCCCGCAGCGAAAGCGGCUGUAUGGGUGUAAAUGUGUGUGCCGAGCAGAAACGUCACCGUCAUAAAGUCUACAAUGACGACCGGCUAUUGUUGUGGUUGUCCAUUGUGUAUACUAGCGAGCGGAUUACCCUAUAGCUAGCACUUCGCUACAGUGAAAUAAAAGUUUGCUAGUACGUUUCCCCGAGUUCGUUUAAAAGAAACAAAGCAAACACUAAACUUUUAACACGAAACAAACGAACUUUAAGAUUAACUCAGUGCUCAGUGACGUGUAAACAUUCCAAGAGCAGCUUGUGAACCGGUAAGUAGAGUUUGUUAGUUUUGAUCAUAGGCCAAUCGGUAGAGAAUUAAAACAGCCUUUUUGUAACAAAAAUACUAACCUCA
Hylaeus volcanicus is the source of this 5490-nucleotide messenger RNA. RefSeq lists its product as uncharacterized. The record is from RefSeq and is a predicted model, not a curated record. The coding region runs from base 2108 to 2998 and encodes 296 amino acids. Lineage: Eukaryota; Metazoa; Arthropoda; Insecta; Hymenoptera; Colletidae. The transcript has 3 exons.